This is a messenger RNA of Hyla sarda, 2187 nucleotides long. RefSeq names its product adenine nucleotide translocase lysine methyltransferase (gene ANTKMT). Gene Ontology annotation, molecular function: protein-lysine N-methyltransferase activity. Gene Ontology annotation, cellular component: mitochondrion. The transcript is spliced from 7 exons. NCBI's taxonomy places the organism in Eukaryota, Metazoa, Chordata, Amphibia, Anura, Hylidae. The record is from RefSeq and is a predicted model, not a curated record. Gene Ontology annotation, biological process: regulation of mitochondrial ATP synthesis coupled proton transport; positive regulation of proton-transporting ATP synthase activity, rotational mechanism; peptidyl-lysine trimethylation. The coding region runs from base 135 to 866 and encodes 243 amino acids.
UCUCACACCCUUAGAUAUGAGCUUCGCCAGGACAUCAUCCUGUAGCAAUAUCGGAAUGUGUUUUGUAAUGAUGAUCUUUACUUGAUUGAAGCUCCGAAUACAAUCAUACAUUACAUUGUAACCUGCAUUACAUAAUGAUCUAUGUGGAACUGAAUGCGUCUGACGAGUUCCUGGCCGGUCAGCAUUUUAGUGAGCGCACUUCCUGCUCCGUUGGCUCAGGAAUGGAUGAUGGUGUCCAGGACCCGGUGUCGGAGCUGGAGGGGCAGCGGUUGGGGGGCUGGGGGCUUCUGCAGAUCGCCGGGGGCACCGGGCUGGCGGCCUACUCAGUCUGGGCGUUGGUGCUGAUGCCCGGCUUCCGAAAAGUGCCCCUAAAAUUACAGGUGCCCUACAUGCCAGCCAGUGCCAAACAAGUAGAGAAUGUGAUGACCCUGCUGAAGGGGCGGGCAGGAAAGAUGGCGGACCUGGGUUCCGGGGACGGCAGAAUCGUCCUGGAGGCCGCCAGGAGGGGGUUCCAUCCCGCCGUGGGGUACGAGCUGAACCCGUGGCUGCUGCGCCUGUCCUACUUCUACGCCUGGAGGUCAGGUUACCAUCGGAGGGUCACUUACUUACGAGAGGACCUGUGGAAGGUGAAGCUACACGACUGUGACAACAUCUCCAUAUUUUUGGCCCCCAGCGUGUUGGCAUUGCUGGAGGACAAGAUGCUGGCAGAGCUGCCUAGAGAUGCCCGAGUGGUGACGGGACGGUUUCCGCUACCCACAUGGUUGCCCAGUGACAUCCUCGGCGAGGGCAUUGACCGAGCCUGGGCCUAUGAUGUUAGGACUGUACGGCAAGCUGUGAGGACCAAAGAACUGGGCACAGAAGUGUGACCAUAAUAGAGGCUGGAUGUCCUGAACCAAUAAGGGUUAUUUAUGGGCGUGUUGAUCGUUGUCCCUGGAAACAGUCAGCAAGCUUGUCAGUGGGCACUCACCUAUGAAGAGGGGCACUUAUGUUUAGACUGCGUUCACACGGCCGUCUCGCCCCUUCCCUUUCUUCUCUCGUCGAAAAUAAAAACGGACAAUAACGGAUGAAAACGGAUGUUAUCCGUUUGUAUCCAUUUGGAUCCGUUAUUGUUCAGUUUAUAAACCUAAAAAUUUUUUUUUUUGUUCUGAGCAUGCUCAGAAGUAAAAACGGAUAAAAAAAAAAACCGAUUGAACAAAAGGAUGCAAACGGAUGACAUUAAAGGCUCAUCCGUUUUCCAUAGACUUCAAUAUUAAAUUUACUGUAUCCGUUUUUUUGACGGAAGAAAAAAAUACUACAUGUGCCGUUUUUUUCUGCCAUCAAAAAAACGGAAAUGAGCACAGAUGGGUACAAACAGAUGUAAACGGAUUGUAAAAAAAAGUCUAUUGACAUGAAUGGGAUUUUUUUUUUAAACGUUUUUAAUCCGUUUACAGCCUGCAAGAACGGAACCGAAUAAAAAAACGGGGACAGACGGCCGUGUGAGCGCCCCCUUUUAUAUAUAUAUAUAUAUAUAUAUAUAUAUAUAUAUAUAUAUAUCUUUAGAUGACUGUACAAUGCUGGGAGAUUUUAGCUGUGAAGCCGCAGACUUAUGAAUGCAGCUCUGGGGUAUGAAACAGGCUGUAAUGUAUUCUAUGUAUUUUAUGUAAUGUAAAAUCUAUAUAUCUGUUUUAGAGCAUUUUAUUGGUAUAUAUAUAUAUAUAUUUAUUUAUUUUAUUUUUUUCAAAAUGUAACAUUUAAAGUUUAAGUUAACUCAAAUGUAACUAACAUUUUUGGCACAAAUAAAUGGUUCUGGUAAAGUUCUGUACGUUUUGAUAUUUGGUAGUUGUAAAUUGAUAGGAUUAUAGAGAAAUGUCUCUGAAAAUAAAUGAGAAUCCUUCAUGUGUUACCUGUAAUUCUAGAUAAAAAAAAUGAUUACAGUGCACAGUCUUGCACAAUAAUCAUUUUUUUGUUUCACAACAGCUGGAAGCUCAUUGGCUGGGAAACACUAUUCUAAAUAAAAAAUGAUUAUGGUGCAGGACUGUGCACUAUAAUUAUUUUUCAUCUAGAAUUACAGGUACACUUCAAAGGGGACACUCCCACCGUUUAAAAACAUAUUCCAUUAACUGAAGAGAAUUGACCUUUAAAAUGAUAAAGGGUAAAUUUAUGUUUUUCUAUUUUGCUUUGCAAACUGAAAGUCAUUAAAGGGGUAUU